CAGUGCCACAGCAGAUAAGUGCCACCUCGACRGGGUCCCGACACCAUGACGGGCCCAGCCCUGGGCAUGGCGGGCCAACUGGCCAAUGAAUCCAUCUCCGACUACAAGCUGCGGUUCUACGCCCAGCUCGCAUUGAUCGAGGCUGAAGAACAGCGGCAGCUGGCAGCCGAGACGGCCCGCCUACAGGCCGAAGCUGAGGCAGCAGCAGAGAAGCUGCGACUACAGACCGAAGCAGAUGCAGAUGCCCAGGCUCGCCGCAAGGAAGCCCAGGAUCUGUUGCAGCGGCAUAAAGCCAGCAGCAUCGAGCGACUCAAAUUCUGGCACUUUGAACCAAACGGCGACGAGGCAGAUCAGGAGGAACAACACAAGGAGUUCCUCUCCAAGCUCGUGACCCGGUUGUUGUAUGCGUGCAACUACCAACGGUCCGAGUUGGAGAAGCAGAACCUGGAACUACAGAACCUGCACCAGGCUCUGCAGACACAGCAACAAGAGUUGGUGACUCUCCGCCGCAUGGUGCAUGAUCACGACAGUGCUACACGGGCACUCAACGGCCGUGUCACGGACCUGGAGCAAUCUGCACCAGAUCCAGACGCAGUCGCGACCAGCAGUGCACCAUCAAACCACCAGCUGGAACAACGCAUGGACCACAAGGUGGCAAUGCUGGGUGACCUUACCACCUUCACAGCACCAGCCACCAUCAGCCAGCGGUUCGAGGAGCUGGAUGCCAAGCUCGGGCAACAACAACAGCCAUCCGAGCACAGCAGCAGCUCGCCGAAGCCGUACAAGAUGCCAAAGUUCCAGAUUGAGAGAUUCGAUUACUACAUGCAUCAGAAUCCCGUAGUCUGGUGGCAAGGAUUCUCGACGGAGUUGGGGAUUCAUCAGAUCCCCAAGGACAUGUACAUCAGCGCUCUGUUCCUCAAUGUGAAAGGAGCAUGCCAGAUCUGGUUGAGCCACAUGGCCACAAUGCAUAGCGUCGACGUGGCAGAGCUGUACAAGAAGAUCACUUGGGAAGAAAUGACAAAGGAAUGGAAGAAGCGGUUCAUCGUCGACGACGCGCCUGCACAGGCCGUCAACCGCAUCUUCACAAUGGCACAGGGCAGCAGUCUGACACGGGAMUGGCUCACGGAAUGGCAGAAGAUCGUGGCGACGCCCGAUCUGGAUCUACCAUUCACGCAUCUGCGGCGUGAGUUCUUCAACAGAUCCUGUGCGACCCUCAGCCUUGCACUUGGUGAGCGCGAACAGUACACAAGCUUUGCUGAGAUCAUCAACAAGGCUCGCGAGAUCAUCAAGACCAACAGGCCAGCUGCUCACGAGAAAUCGACAUGGCAGCCGACCUAUGUGGAGAAGGUACGAACUGGUCCGCGACAGCAGCACUUCGCUGMAGUCCAGCAGGACAGUGGAGAUGACCCAGCAGCCACUUCAGCAUCAAGUAACGGAGAUAAGGUGGCUGCUGUCCAGCCGCGAAGCACCAACAAUCCCGUAACAAUGGGAAGGCGAAAUCCGCAUCGCAGGCCGGAAAUGGACAGCCAGGACAGUUUCCAUGGCGGGGCCCGCCAAGGAAUGCUAGCCCGAGCAUUAUUGCAAAGCUCCCCACCUGCCGUAAGGGAACAGGAACAGUGCUCAAAUCCAAAAGCAGAGGACCCGCCAGGCCCACGGGCCGCCGUUCCGGCAGGAGACAAAGCGAGGGAAGAGACUGGUCAUGGGGAACAGGGGUACGUGCAGGAACCAGGCCCCCUGUUAGAAAGUUCCGACACAAGCAAUGAUUACAGCAGGCAGCAGCCCCCGGACAACCCGGAGGCCGCACCCACGGCACAGCUAGCCACCGGAACAGGGCCACACCCAUCACAGGUGGCCACUCGAACAGAAGUGUAUCGCACGCGGCUGCUCGAGGAACAGGAGCAAGCCGAAGCUGAGCUGCAAGAGGCAAUAGCACAAGGCCGUGCUCGCCGUAUGCGCUGCCCACAGAUGGACACCCCCAUUCACGACGUUUCUUCCGAUUCGGACCUGGAGUCGGACUGCGACCCCAUAUCGGAAGCACUUAUGACAGAUGCGGAAGAGGCGGACCAAGACCAUAUGUACGCGUCCCAGCAAGCAGCCCUGACAAGAGAACAGCAAGCUCUGUUCCACCUCCUCGCCACGCAGCAGACCCAGGACAUACUGGACCAACAGGAAAAGUUGAGGCACAACCAACUCAUACAGCAGUUGAUCGAAGCCCAACACCAUACCCAAAAACACAGCGAGGCUCUGGGCCAUCUAGCAUCUCAGCAUCAUCAGCAGACGAUGCUGGAGGCCCAGUUUUGGCAAGCCUAUACGCAAGGGUAUUUCGCCCAUGGGGUAGGCCUCCAACAAACCAUGCAAGCUGGGGUGGCAGGGUCGACAGUCAGUCUGUACCCUCCCGACGGUACCCACCCGGGUCUGGACCUCGUCAUGGGACAAGAGGGGCAAGCUACUCAGAAGCACCUACCAGAAGGACUCCAUCCAGCGAUGGACUCAGUCAUGGAACAGGCCCCCGCAGACGGAGAGGCCGGCAUACACGAGGAACGUGAGUCCCUGAUCUAUGUAAAGGCAGUGCGUACACACCUCAAGCGUCUCACGGACUGGAUAAUGCAGAACUCCCUCGUUCCGACAGGUAGAUCCCUCACUGAAUUUAUCCCCCCGCUGCAAUGGGAACGAAUCAGGAGAAAGAUUAUAACAAAGCACCGGAUCAAACAAGUAGUCAACCAGUACCGGACGAGCGCAGAGAUCGACUGGGGACAGGUGGCCAAAGCGAUCAUCCUAAUCGUCACCUCACUAUUGGAGGAGCUUAAUGUCAGGAUGGAUGGCAGCGCUCCCUCUACACAGAUCACGACAGUCCACAAGGAAAUGGUAGAAAAGGAGGGGUGCGCAAAUGAUAACCAAUUCUGGCCGGAUAAGUUGGUCCAGCACAUCGGGGCUGCCCUCCGGCGCAGCAGUCACGAGGGUCAGAUGGUCCAGUCCCAGCCACCCAUCAUACAGCGGAUACCUCCACAUUUGCUCGCUCCUUCCAACGCUAGUCCACUCAGGGUGACCGAACUGUCACCCGUCGCAGCUCAUGUGAUAGAUUUGCUUACAGACAAGGACAAGGACAAUAAACAGCAGCACAACCAAUCCGAGGACAGUGCCGAAUCGGAAUCGGAAUCAGAAGAUGCGGAUCUGCUAGCUGCGUAAAUGGUGAUAAGGAAGUACACCCUGGGGGCCGGAUAACACAAAACAUGGAAAUGGAUUGUGCGACAUAUCACCCUCCUCCUCCAACACCUCCCCGCGCCCCCCCCCCAACCACAUGUCCUACCCCCGGGGAGACGUCCCCCGGAGUGGGUGAGAAAGAUCGCCAACGUGUACUUGGACAUUAGAGCAAUAAACCUAAAUGGAUUAG
Chara braunii is the source of this 3391-nucleotide messenger RNA. The record is from the annotation of a GenBank genome assembly. NCBI's taxonomy places the organism in Eukaryota, Viridiplantae, Streptophyta, Charophyceae, Charales, Characeae.